Iphiclides podalirius (scarce swallowtail) is the source of this 13590-nucleotide messenger RNA. NCBI's taxonomy places the organism in Eukaryota, Metazoa, Arthropoda, Insecta, Lepidoptera, Papilionidae. The record is from the annotation of a GenBank genome assembly.
AUGAGCGAGUAUUUAAUGAAAUCUUUGAAAAUAAAAGCCGAAAAAUGGACAAAGUUUAUAACAGGGGAUGAAAGGCAUAUUUUAUUCAGAUUCUUCGAUUUACCUAAAUAUGAUAUAAUAGUAUUCCGAAUGAAUACAGCGGGUCAGCUCACAUGUGCCACUUACUUCCCUCCAAUAAGCAGAGGAAAAAUGGUGUAUUUUCUAAGAAAUACAAGUGAUAAAGUGACACAGACUAAUUUACGUCAGGUUUUAACAAUAGGCGAAAUGUCAGGUAACGUGCUUAUGGAUCUGAGUGUAAUGGCAGACGACGUGAUAGGACCUUUACUCUGCAACCCCGAGAACCAGAAAGGUUGGCCAAAAAUUGUACAGCAAGACAUGAGAAGGCACGUAAAUGAUUUGAGGAAUUUGAUGCAUCAGCUGAAAGGUGAAAUGGCGAGUCAAGUUAUGUUGCCGAUGCCCGCCGGUGUGGACAACAUUUACUAUGCAGAAACAAGGAUCAAAGAAAGUGACGGUGAAGACGUGGAUUUGUCCUUAAAAACUAAUAUAGAAGGUGCUGUAAUAAAAUGGGCACAGCAAGUUCACGAUCUGCUCCAAGAAGAUUCCUAUUUAUCGUUUAAAAAAACGAAGUUUCCGCUGCCAAGCGCCGAUAUAGAAUUCUAUGGGCACCGCCUCCGCAACCUAGAGGGCAUAUACUCGCAGCUACGCGACCCUCGAGUGAAACGCAUGGCAAACUAUCUCGAGGAGACCAAGAGCGUCUACUUGAACUGCUUCAAGAGCAUGCUCACGAACGUCGUAGCUGCUAUUGUGGAAUGCCGCGACAUAUACGUUUAUCAGAAGCCUCUGGUGCCACAUUUCGAGGGGAUUGAGGGCACGGACUUUUUAGAUUCGAAACAGCUCAUUCGGCCGAUGUUCCAUUGUAUUGGCAUGCUUUGGGGCAACUCUAGAUAUUUCUGCAGCGUCGAGAAGCUAAUACGUGAUCCCGAUGAGCAACUGUUAAAAUUAAGAAAAGCAAUUGACAUUUUGAAUCAUUUUAUAGAAACCUACUCCAUGAAUCGCGACAAGGUGCACACAUUCUUCCCGCCGGGCGUCAUGCCAGUGCGUUGGGCGUUCGACUUCGACCGCGUGUUUAUGCGGUUCAACGAGUACAUGAAACGGCUCAGCAUGAUUGAGUCCCUAUUAGAGGCCACCGUGGAGAUCUUUAAGCUGGAGAAAGUCGAGUUCUGUGGUCUGCGCGGAAAGAUUCUCAGUAAGGAGUGCAUGAAGGUUCUAGACGAGUACACAGUCAAGUAUCAAAUCCUAGGAAAUAUUACAUAUGACCCUGCUGAUCCGGAAGAUAAAUCCUUUUUAGUUGAUUACAAUAACCACAUGCUGGUCCUCGAAGAUGUCGACAAGAGGCUUGCUUCACUCUUUUCUCAGGGUUUGGACGAAUGUCUUAAUCUGCAGCACUUCUAUAAAUUUUUCCAAAUCAUCGGUGAUCUUUUUCAUCGGCCAAUUAUAAAAGAAGAACUAAAACCAAAACUGCCCCGGCUGUUGGAUAUGAUGCACUCUAAUUUAGACGAUGUCAAAGAGAUCUACGAUGAGGAGAUGUCGAAACUAACAAAAGGGCCGCAGAGGCCGAUGGUCGAUCCCUUUUUCCCUCCGGUAGCUGGUAUGAUCUGGUGGAUACAUAAAUUGAGGAGAAGAAUCCAAGAGCCAAUGGAGGAAUUCAUUUUGUUCGAAGAUCCGAUUACAAGCAGCGAGUACGCGUCAUACAUGAAACAAAAACACAACGAGAUGUUAGGCUAUCUGAAUGUCCUGGAAGACAGACAGUUCAAGCAAUGGUGCGCGACCGUCCCCAAUAUUUGCAAAGUGCACUUGGUAAAGAACCUCAUAUAUCGCGACCCGCCUUUUGUCAGAAACAACUUCAGUCCGGAGCUCGUCCUAUUGCUCCGUGAGAUACGUUACAUGAAAUAUUUGGAGAAACAAGGCAUUCCACCUGAUGGGUUGGAAUUGUACGCUCGAAAUGAAAAGCUUCAGUACGACAUGAAUCGACUAAAUCGUGCCAUUGCCUGGUACAAUGAAAUUCGCGAGGGCAGCCACGAGACGGAGGUUGCGCUAAUCGAAAAGGAGAUUUCCGCAAUAGACACCUUACUUGGCAGGGGCGUUGAAGAAUUCACCUGGAAUGAUGACUUUACAGAGUGGAUGGCCGAAGUGUACGCGGCGAUCAACACACUGCAGGAGCGUGUGCUGACUGCGCAGAACAAUGUGAAGCGCGGCUUGGCGAACGUGGCGGCGUGGGGUGACCAGCCUCUGCACAAGCGCAAGGAGAACCCCGACCGGCUGGAACUGCUCGCGGUGAACGAGCGGCACCCCAGGCUUCUUAAGCGGCGAGACAAAAUCCUUGAAAGCCAUAAAGAAUUCCAGAAUAUCUUGGUUGAUAAUUACAAGUUGUUCUUCAACAUUCAGGAAGAAGAAGAGUCGGAUUCAGAAGAUGAAGAAUUAGAAGAAGUUGACGAAUCUGUUCUUGAUGAAGAAGAAAAAUUAGCUCGGCAACAGAAAUUGGAAGAAAUUAUGCAACGUCGUGAAGAAAAGCGUUUGGCCAGGGAAGAGAGGAGAUUACAGAAAGAAGAGGCUGAACGCCUGAAGUUUGAAAAGAGAGAAGCUAGAAGAUUGAAACGUGAGGAAAAAGAAGAAGCGAAGAGGGAACGCCAGGAAAGAAGAGAAGCGGGUGAAGAGGUAGAUUCUCCUGCGGAGGAAGAAGAAGAGGUUCUAGAUCCUGAAGAGUUAGCGGACAUUGAAGCUGAGAGACUUGAAAAGGAAGAAGAGGCAUUUAGGAGUGAGCGCUGGCCUGCUUAUGUCAAAUACGUUGACUCUCUUCUGUCGGCUCAAAUAAUGAAAGCCAUACAAACAAGCCUGGACCUGUUCGAAAAGCAGACAGAUUUAGAAAAAGGCCCACGAGUUGCUUUUAUGGAAGUCAUAGCGGAACUGAAAGAUCCUGAUAUAGUUUUCUCCCCGUCGUUGGAAAUCGACGACGACUACGGCCUUUACGACACUCUCAAUGAAAUGAUGAAGGAUAUGUUCCUGCAAGCUACGCUGUUUCCGCGAAUAGAUCCGAUCAUUCCUAUAGCAUCGUACGAAGACGACAUAGCAAAUGAAGACGCCAUGAUUGACCUUUAUCAUGACAUUCUGAAAAGAAUUGAAAAUAGUAUCACUGAUGUAUUACAAUAUGCUACCAAAUACGAGAAGUAUACGCCGUUAUGGAUGGAAGAUAGACAGGAAGUAUUAUCGAACUUCUUGAUAUACGGUCGCGUAAUACCACCAGAGGAAUUUGACAAAUAUCGAUUUGAAAACGGUUGCGAUCCACCAGAGGCCAAACCUACGCUGGAGGAAUAUCAGAAGGAGAUUGACAAAUAUAACGCCAUGUACGACGAAGUGGCGGCGCUGCCUUCAGAGUAUCUGUGCAAUGGCUGGCUGAAGCUCGACCUGAAGCGUCUCAACCAGGCUAUCAUGAACAUCGUGUGCAAGUGGAGUAAUCUCUUCAAGCAGAAUCUGAUGGAUCACGUUCAGACAAGCCUUGACGAGCUGGAGAAGUUCAUCGAUUACGCGAGCAAGGAGCUGUCGGUGGAGCUGGGCGAGGACGACUACGAGGGGCUGCUGCAGGUGAUGCGGGUGUUAAACGAGGUGCGGGCCAAGCAGGACGCGGGCACCGAGAGGAUGUUCGAGCCCCUGCGCGACAUCAUGUACCUGCUCAAGGAGUACGGGGUCGAGUUCCCCGAGGAGACCUACGAACAGUUGGACAUCCUGCCGGAGAAGUGGCGCAACCUGGUGAAGCUCGCGACCGUGAUGAAGAACAACGUGGCACCGCUGCAAGCCGCGCAGGCGGCGUUGAUCGCCAAACGGGUCGCGCUGAUCAACCUGCGUCUGACUAUGUACCGCGAACAGUUCAGCGGGAAGGAGAUGUUCCUAGAGACUUGCAAGGAGCCAUACAGAGAGAUCGAUAUGGUUCACAAAGAGUUGUCCAACUUCGAAGAUAUGAUGAAAACUCUGAAAACUUCCUGCGCCUUGUUCGACAUCCAGCCUCCCGAUGACAAAAAUCUGAAGCAAUGCCGCAGGGAAUUGAAGCUCAUUAAGCAACUCUGGGAUUACUAUUAUCUUGUAAUGGGAACUAUCGAGUUUUGGAAAAAAUCGCCAUGGAAGAAGAUCGACGCCGAUGGAAUGGACCAGGAGUGUAAGAGAUUUACGAAGGAUUUGCGUCAGUUAGACAAAGAUAUGAGGACAUGGGAACCUUACCUAGCUGUAGAAUCGACAAUAAAGAAUUUGAUGACUUCCCUGCGAGCCGUAACGGACUUACAAAAUCCUGCAAUUAAGGAUAGGCACUGGAUCGAGUUAAUGAUGGCAACCAAGGUGAAAUUUCAUAUUGAUGAUGAUACUACAUUAGCAGACCUACUUGCGCUUAAUCUGCAUAAAUUCGAAGAGGAAGUAAAAACAAUUGUCGAUAAAUCUGUGAAAGAGGCUGCUAUGGAAAAAACUCUGAAGGAGUUGGAGGCGACUUGGGCCGUUAUGGAGUUCGACUAUACUGUACACGACCGUACUGGUAUACGUUUGCCAAAGGCAAGCGAAGAGCUUGUCGAGACGUUGGAGGAUAAUCAGAAUCAAGUGCAAACGAUGAUGUCGUCAAAGUUUAUCGGGUACUACGAGACGGAGGCAUCGCUGUGGCAGAAGCGUUUGGGUACAGCAGACGCGGUGAUCGCCCUCUGGUUCGAAGUGCAGCGCAAGUGGCAGUACUUGGAGAGCAUCUUCGUCGGCUCGGACGACAUUCGCGCGCAGCUGCCGGAGGACUCCAAACGGUUCGACGGCAUCGACAAGAAUUUCAAGGAACUGCUAAAAGAUAUUGGCACAACACCGAACGUUGUCGAAGCAACAAACAAACCAGGCUUGCUGGACAAGCUUGAAACGCUAAUGAGCGACCUCAACUUAUGUGAGAAAGCGCUCAAUGACUAUCUAGAGACAAAGCGCCUGGCGUACCCAAGAUUUUACUUCGUCUCUUCCGCUGAUCUUCUUGAUAUCCUAUCAAACGGUAACAAUCCACCUGCCGUGUGCCGACAUCUCACUAAGCUUUACGAUAACCUUGCCAAACUGGUGUUCCCCAGUCCAACCAGCAAAAUGGCAUUCGAAAUGAUUUCCAAGGAAAAUGAAGAGCACGUGCCAUUCAAAGCACCAUGCUGCGAUUGCUCCGGAAAGGUCGAAGUAUGGCUGAACCGAGUAACGGACUGCAUGCGGCUGACUCUGCGUGACAUUUUCGAGCACAGCGUGAAAUCUUACGAGGAGAAGAUGCGGGACGAGUGGGUGUUCGACUGGCCCGCUCAGCCGGCUCUAGUUGGCACCCAGAUCUGGUGGACCACCGAGACCAACCAGGCUUUCGAGAAAUUGGAAGAAGGUUACGAGAACGCGCUAAAAGACUACCAAAAGAAGCAGAUAGCGCAGUUAAAUGCUCUGAUUGUUCUCUUGCUGGGCGAUCUUACGGUCGGCGAUCGACAGAAGAUCAUGACCAUCUGCACCAUCGAUGUGCAUUCGAGAGACGUUGUAGCAAAACUCAUCACGGCGAAAGUAGAAAACUCCAAUGCCUUCCAAUGGCAGAGUCAGCUGAGACACCGGUGGGAUAAUAACGUUAACAACUGUUUCGCAAACAUCUGUGACGCCCAAUUUCUCUACGACUACGAGUACUUGGGCAACACGCCCCGGCUAGUCAUCACGCCUCUCACGGACCGUUGCUACAUCACUUUGACUCAGAGCCUUCAUUUAAUAAUGGGAGGUGCUCCAGCUGGCCCAGCCGGUACCGGCAAGACAGAGACUACUAAAGACCUGGGUAGGGCGCUCGGGAUCAUGGUCUAUGUGUUCAACUGCUCCGAGCAAAUGGACUACAAAUCCUGUGGGAACAUAUACAAGGGCUUAGCUCAGACUGGCGCGUGGGGAUGCUUCGACGAAUUUAAUCGGAUCUCCGUGGAGGUGCUUUCCGUCGUGUCGGUUCAGGUCAAGUCCGUACUGGACGCGAUAAAAGCCAAGAAGAAGAAAUUCGACUUCAUGGGGGAGUAUAUAUCGCUGAUACCUACUAUCGGGAUGUUUAUCACAAUGAACCCCGGUUACGCGGGCAGGACAGAGCUGCCGGAAAAUUUGAAGGCAUUGUUCCGGCCUUGCGCGAUGGUAGUGCCCGACUUCGAACUUAUAUGCGAAAUUAUGUUGGUGGCGGAAGGUUUCCAAGACGCGCGUCUGUUGGCUCGCAAGUUCAUCACCCUAUACAUGCUGUGUCGCGAGUUGCUCUCUAAGCAAGACCAUUACGAUUGGGGCCUUAGGGCCAUAAAAUCUGUGCUCGUCGUCGCUGGUUCUCUUAAGAGAGGAGACCGUCUAAGGCCAGAAGAUCAGGUUUUAAUGCGCGCGUUGCGCGAUUUCAACAUCCCCAAGAUAAUAACGGAGGACAUGCCGGUUUUCAUGGGACUUAUCGGAGAUUUGUUUCCGGCACUUGAUGUGCCCCGAAAGAGGGACUUUGAUUUCGAAAAAAAUUUGCACGACGGUGCGGUGUCCAUGAAGCUGCAACCCGAAGCGGGAUUCAUAUUAAAGAUGGUCCAACUGGUGGAGCUGUUCGCGGUGCGGCACUCGGUGUUCAUCGUGGGCUUCUCGGGCACCGGCAAGUCGAUGGUGUGGCAGUGCCUCCACCGGACCUACCAGAUGCUGAAGAUGAGGCCGAUGUACAACGACCUGGACCCGAAGGCGGUGACCAACGACGAGCUGUUCGGCGUGAUCAAUCCGGCGACGCGCGAGUGGCGCGACGGCCUGUUCUCUACGAUCAUGCGCGACAUGGCCAACAUGCCGGGCGACGGGCCCAAGUGGAUAGUCCUCGACGGCGACAUCGAUCCAAUGUGGAUCGAGAGCCUCAACACGCUCAUGGACGAUAACAAGGUGCUGACACUGGCCAGUAACGAACGUAUCGCGUUGACCAAGUCGAUGAGGCUUCUGUUCGAGAUUGCGACUCUACGUACCGCGACGCCAGCCACAGUGUCACGGGCCGGCAUCCUUUACAUUAACCCUCAAGAUCUCGGUUGGAAUCCGUUUGUGGCAUCGUGGAUCGAAACGAGUCGCGAUGAUGAGACCGAGAAGGCAAUGCUGACUGUAAUGUUCGAUAAAUACAUUCCACCCCUGCUGGAGACGUCCAAGAAAUACAAACGGAUCACGCCAUUGACAGACUUGCAGCAGAUUCAGCUCACGUGCUACCUUCUCGAGUGCUUCUUAAACAAGACAUUACUGCCUUCGGACUGCCCUAAGGAAUGGUAUGAAACUUAUUUCGUUUUUGCCGUCGUAUGGGGCUUCGGUUCAGCACUGUUUCAAGAUCAACUAGUGGAUUGGCGCAAUGAAUUCAGCAAGUGGUUCUGCAACGAGUUCAAGCAAAUCAAGUUUCCAUCCUCUGGAAACGUAUUUAGUUUCUUUAUUGAUCCCGAGACAAAGAAGUUUCUGCCCUGGUCCGAGAAGGUGGAAUCGUUUGAACUAGAUCCCGAUUUACCUUUGCAGUCAUGCCUCGUGUCAACAUCGGAGACAACCCGCAUCAGAUUUUUCAUGGAUCUGCUCAUAGCUAAGCAGAAGCCGUUGAUGUUGGUUGGAUCAGCGGGCAGUGGUAAAACCGUCAGUGUCGCCGCCAAACUUAACUCCUUACCUGACUCUUACGCUAUUACCAACGUGCCGCUCAAUUUCUACACUACCUCAGAAAUGAUACAAAAAGUGCUGGAAAAGCCUCUAGAGAAAAAGUCUGGACGCAAUUUUGGCCCACCCGGAAGCAAGUUCAUGAUCUACUUUGUGGAUGACAUGAACAUGCCUGAGGUUGACACGUAUGGCACAGUACAGCCGCACACGCUGAUCAGACAAUUUAUGGACUACAGGCAUUGGUACGACAGGCAAAAGUUGUCUUUAAAGGAAAUAUCAAACUGCAUGUUUGUUUCGUGUAUGAACCCUACUGCUGGCUCUUUCACUAUUGACUCACGUUUGCAAAGACAUUUUUGCACGUUCGCUGUAAGCUUCCCGGCACUGGAGGCGUGCUAUCACAUCUACAAGCAGAUCCUGUCGCAACAUUUGGCCAGUCCGCACAACAAGUUUGGCGUGUCAUUGCAGCGGUACGCAGACACGUUGGUCAACACCGCGCUUGCUCUCCAUAACAAGCUCUCCUCCACGUUCCUCCCCACCGCCGUCAAGUUCCAUUACAUAUUCAACCUCCGCGAUCUGUCUAACAUCUUUCAAGGUAUUCUGUUCACAACGGGUGACGUGAUAAAGCAAACAUCCGAAAUGAUUCGCCUGUGGAUGCACGAAGCUACUCGAGUGUACUCAGACAAACUAGUCGACAACGUCGACAACGAUGCGUUCAACAAGCUCAUUGCCGAAGUUAUCAAGAAGCACUGCGAGGAUUACGACGAAAACCUAGUGUUCGAGAAGCCUUUGAUUUAUUGUCACUUUGCGGAGGGCGUGGGCGAUCCCAAGUAUAAUCCGAUCCGCGACUGGGCUCAGAUUAAGCGCCUUUUAGACGAAUCACUCUCAUCAUACAAUGACCUUGUUGCCACCAUGAACCUUGUACUAUUUGAAGACGCCAUGUACCAUAUUUGUCGUAUAAACCGUAUCCUUGAAUCACCGCGUGGCAAUGCUCUGCUCAUCGGCGUUGGGGGUUCAGGAAAACAGUCGCUGUCCAGGUUGUCCGCCUUCAUAUCCUCACUCGAGGUGUUCCAGCUCCAAUUGCGUAAAGGCUACAGUAUUAAUGAUCUCAAAGUCGACCUGGCUGCAUUAUAUAUUAAGGCUGGCUUGAAGAACAUCGGCAAUGUGUUCCUCAUGACCGACGCGCAGGUUGCCGAUGAACGUUUUCUCGUUCUCAUCAAUGACUUGCUUGCCUCCGGUGAAAUACCAGAAUUAUUGGCUGAUGAUGAAAUGGAAAACGUUAUCAAUGGAGUACGGGGUGAGACAAAAGCUACCGGAGUGCCUGAUACACGUGAAAACUGUUGGAAAUUCUUCAUUAAUCGUGUUCGAACUAUGUUGAAGGUGGUGCUUUGCUUCUCGCCCGUGGGUGCGACGCUACGGGUGCGCGCCCGCAAGUUCCCCUCCAUCGUGAACUGCACCGCCAUCAACUGGUUCCACGAAUGGCCACAAGACGCGCUUCGCUCGGUUUCCAAGCGGUUCAUCUCUGAAGUUCGCUCUCUACCGUCGCAAUUAGUGGAGCCGGUGUCCGUGUUCAUGUCCCACGUCCACCAGAGCGUGAACCAGAUGUCCACGAUCGCGCUCUACGGGAAACUGCUCGACACGAAGACCGACGAUCUCACAAUGAUGAUCUCCAGGCUUGAGAACGGCUUGGACAAGCUCGCAUCGUGCGCCGCUGACGUAGCCGUGCUAAAGGUAACACUUGCAGAGCAAGAGCAAAUAUUGAAGGUUAAAAAUAAAGCCGCCGAAGAGCUGAUUGAAGUGGUCGGCGCCGAGAGCGAAAAAGUUUCAAAGGAAAAAGCGUUUGCCGCCGAGGAGGAGAAGAAAGUCAAAGUGAUUGAAGAGGACGUGACAAUCAAGGCUAAGAUAUGCGCGGACGAUCUGGCCAAAGCCGAGCCGGCUCUGAUCGCCGCUCAGGAGGCGCUAAACACCCUGAACAAGAACAACCUAACGGAGCUGAAGUCGUUCGGCUCGCCGCCAGACGCCGUGAUCAAUGUCACCGCCGCUGUGCUCGUUCUGUUCUCGAAGAAGGGUAAACUGCCAAAGGACAGGUCCUGGAAGGCUUGCAAGCUCAUGAUGGCGAAAGUUGACCAGUUCUUAAACGAUUUAGUUUAUUACGACAAGGAGAACAUACAUCCGGACAUUGUUAAGGCUGUGCAACCUUACAUCAAGAACCCAGAGUUUAAUCCGGAGUUCAUAAUGUCCAAGUCGGCGGCGGCAGCAGGCCUGUGCGCUUGGGUGAUCAACAUCAUCAAGUUCUACGACGUGUACGUUGUGGUGGAACCCAAGAGACGAGCACUCAACGCCGCCAAUGCUGAACUUCAGGCCGCGCGCGACAAACUUGCCUUCUUAACUGACAAGAUUAAGGAAUUAGAAGAGAAACUAGAAGAGUUGUUAAAAGCGUUCCAAGAGGCCGUGAACGAGAAAAUGAAAUGUCAAGCUGAAGCCGACGCCACGAAUGCAACGAUUGACUUGGCAAACCGUUUAGUGAAUGGAUUGGCCUCCGAGAAAAUUAGAUGGUCGGCAACUGUCGUCAAUCUGAAGGAGUCUGGCGUGAUGCUCCCCGGCGAUGUGCUACUGGUGACGGCGUUCAUCUCGUACGUGGGCUGCUUCACGAGGAUCUACCGUCAGCAGCUGCUCAACGACGAUUGGGUACCAACCCUCGCCAAGUCUGAACCGAAAAUCGAGAUGACAGAAAACCUGGAACCGCUGUCGAUGCUGACGGACGACGCGCAGGUGGCCUGCUGGAACAACGAGGGCUUGCCCACCGACUCCAUGAGCUCGGAGAACGCGACCAUACUCACCAACUCUGCGCGCUGGCCGCUCAUGAUCGAUCCUCAGCUGCAGGGCAUCAAAUGGAUAAAGUCCCGUUACGGCGACGCCCUGGUCGUGAUCCGGCUGACGCAGCGCAACUACCUGGACCGGAUCGAGCGCGCGGUGAGCGGCGGCGACGUGGUGCUGCUCGAGAACAUCGGCGAGAGCGUGGACGCGGUGCUCGACCCGCUUCUCGGCAGGGUGCUAGUGCGCAAGGGCAGGGUGCUCAAGAUUGGCGAUAGAGAGAUAGACUACGAUCCGAAAUUCCGCCUCAUUAUUCAGACGAAGUUGGCGAACCCUCACUAUCAACCAGAAAUGCAGGCCCAGUGCACUCUUAUUAAUUUCACGGUCACCAGAGACGGCUUGGAGGAGCAGCUAUUGGGCGAGGUGGUGAAGGCCGAAAGACCAGACUUGGAGAGUUUGCGCGCCGGUCUCACGAAGCAGCAAAACGAUUUUAAGAUCACGCUGAAAUCCCUCGAAGAUGAUCUGUUGAAGCGGCUGUCGUCGGCGGGGCCCGACAUCUUGAGCGACUCGGCGCUGGUCAUCAACCUCGAGACCACGAAGAAAACCGCUGCUGACAUUGAGGUUAAAGUAGAAGAGGGUAAAGUAACCGCCGUCAAGAUUGACGAAGCACGGGAGAGAUACAGACGAGCGGCCACCCGCGCCUCCAUCCUCUACUUCAUCCUGAACGAGCUGUACAAGAUCAAUCCGAUGUACCAGUUUUCGCUGAAGGCCUACAGUGUGGUAUUUAAAGACGCCUUGGCGAAGGCCGAACCUGCCGAAGAGUUGCAGGCUCGAGUGUUCAAUUUGCUCGACAGCAUCACGUUCGCCGUCUUCGUGUACACGAGUCGAGGGUUGUUUGAAAAGGAUAAGCUCAUCUUCUUGUUCCUUAUAACGCUACAGAUUCUGCAAGCGGAAGGUAAAGUGGACCCGAGAGAGCUGGACUUCUUGCUGAAGUACGCUGUCGCCCCUGAGGUGUCUCCGUACUCUUGGCUGUCCAAUAGCUCGUGGGGUGGGAUCGUGGCGCUCUCCAAGACAGACGCCUUCGAAAAUCUCGACAAAGACAUCGAAGGGGCAAGUAAACGGUGGCAAAAGUACACGGACGGCGAGGCGCCCGAGCGGGACAAGUUGCCAGGGGAGUGGAAGAAUAAGUCCUCGUUACAGAGGCUCUGCAUAAUGCGCGCCUUGCGCCCCGAUCGCAUGUCCUACGCCUGCGGAACAUUCUGUGAAGAGAACCUCGGCACAAAGUAUGUUGAAGCUCGGACUCCUUCCUUGGAGAAAUCAUACGAGGAGAGCACCUCUACUACACCAAUGUUCUUCAUUUUAUCACCCGGAGUGGAUCCUUUGAAGGAUAUAGAAAAGAUGGGCCGUAAAAAAGGUUUCUCCGCAGAGAAGAAAACUUUCCACAUAGUUUCGCUAGGCCAAGGUCAAGAAGUAGUUGCUGAGGAAGCAAUGACUAUAGCAUCUGAUAAUGGCCAUUGGGUGAUACUUCAAAAUAUUCAUCUGGUGGCUAAAUGGCUUUCUACACUAGAGAAAAAAAUGGAGGAAACGUUUGAAAAUCCUCAGGAAGACUACAGACUGUUUCUGAGUGCGGAGCCGGCAGGAGAUCCCGCGUACCAUAUCAUUCCUCAAGGCAUCCUGGAGUCUGCCAUCAAGAUAACCAAUGAACCACCCAGUGGCAUGUGGGCAAAUCUACAUAAGUCCCUCGAUAACUUCAGCCAGGAAACUCUCGAGAUGUGCAGCAAGGAGGCCGAGUUUAAAUCUGUACUAUUCGCUCUUUGCUAUUUCCACGCUGUUGUCGCAGAAAGGCGGAAAUUCGGCCCUCAAGGUUGGAAUAGGGUGUAUCCGUUCAACUUUGGCGAUUUGACGAUCUGCGUGUACGUGUUGUACAACUACCUGGAGGCGAACCCUCGGGUGCCGUGGGAGGACCUGCGCUACCUCUUCGGCGAGAUUAUGUACGGCGGCCACAUCACCGACGACUGGGACAGGCGCUUGUGUCGCACCUUCCUGCUGGAAUACAUGCAACCCGAGCUGGUGGACGGUGAAGCUCAGCUGGCACCGGGAUUCAUAUCGCCACCUAACAGCGACUACGUUGGUUACCACCAAUACAUCGACGAUUACCUUCCCGACGAGACACCAUACCUAUACGGACUUCACCCCAAUGCCGAGAUCGGUUACCUGACCACUGUCUCGGAGAGGCUGUUCAAGGUGGUUUUUGAAAUGCAACCCAGAGAUGCUGGCGCACAAGCUGGGGGUGGCGCAACCAAAGAAGAAAUAGUCCGCAUGAUGUUGGACGACAUAUUGGACCGGGUGCCGGAGCCGUUCAAUCUUCAAGAGUUGAUGGGGAAGGUGGAAGAGCUUACGCCGUACACUAUCGUCGCCCUCCAGGAGUGCGAGCGGAUGAACCGGCUCAUGGGCGAGAUUCGUCGCUCGCUUAAGGAGUGCGAACUCGGCCUUAAGGGCGAGCUGACGAUCAGCAGUGACAUGGAGAACCUGAUGGAGUCGCUGUUCAUGGACCACGUGCCAGAAUCAUGGACCAAGCUGGCGUACCCGAGCCUUCUGGGUCUGGCCGCCUGGUUCUCUGACCUCUGCCUUAGAUUGACCGAGCUGGAGAACUGGUCUGGGGACUUUAACUUGCCACCGGCUGUGUGGUUGGGAGGAUUCUUCAAUCCGCAGUCGUUUUUGACGGCUAUCAUGCAGCAGACGGCGCGAAAGAACGAGUGGCCUCUGGACAAGAUGUGCCUCAACUGUGACGUCACCAAAAAGAGCCGACAGGACUUCAACGCGCCACCGCGUGAGGGCGCGAACGUGCACGGGCUAUUCAUGGAGGGCGCCCGCUGGGACACGCUGACCGGCGGCAUCGUGGAGUCUCACAUGAUGGAGCUGUUCCCGCUGAUGCCGGUCAUCUACGUGCGCGCCGUCACCCAGGACAAGCAGGACACGCGCAACGUUUACGAGUGCCCCGUCUACAAGAUACGAAUGCGGGGCCCAACAUUCGUGUGGACAUUCAAUUUGAAGACCAAAGACAAGCCGACACGUUGGACCCUAGCUGGUGUUGCGCUCUUACUCGGAGUC